Molecule: messenger RNA, 1941 nt
Organism: Lasiodiplodia theobromae
Lineage: Eukaryota; Fungi; Ascomycota; Dothideomycetes; Botryosphaeriales; Botryosphaeriaceae
Exons: 1
Coding region: 1-1941 (646 amino acids)
Biological process (GO): proteolysis
Molecular function (GO): cysteine-type endopeptidase activity
Source: RefSeq, a predicted model, not a curated record
AUGAAGACUACUCCCGAGCACACUCAAGACACCGCCAAGCUCGCAUUGUUGAUCGCCAGCCCAUGGGGCAAUCUACAAGGACCAAUGAAUGAUGCUCGCCUUAUGGAGCAGGAGCUCGAAAGUCGGGGGUUCGAGAUCAUCCAAUGUUACGGUGACAGCGCGACUCAGCGCGGGAUCCUCGAUGCAUGGGCCUCGCUGAUCACAAAACUCCGGGACGGAAAGAAGGGCAGAUGCACAGAAGGCCCUGCUGUUGUGAUCUACUACUCGGGGCAUGGUGGGUUGGUACAGCCUUCCAAAGACCAGGAUGAGGGCGGGCGGCAGUACCAAUUCAUUGUCCCCUCAGACUUCAAUCAGGCUGACGACAAUUUCACCGGGAUCCUCGAUAUCGAGAUAAGCCACCUUUUGACUCGCACUACGGAUGAGACUGAGAAUGUCACUGUCAUCUUGGAUUGCUGUCAUUCGGGCCGCAUGGCCCGCGAUCCGUACCAUCCACACGCCACACCGAAAGCCAUUCCGUCGGCCAGCCACCCAGCACUGAGAGCACAUGUGGAGAAGCUCCAAGAGACAGGCCAACUACAAGGGGAUACAUACUUGAACGGGAAUCCCUUCGCUGUACGCGUUACGGCUUCUGCGACCGCGGAAACGGCAUGGGAGUACGAGAAUGAGGAAGGACUCCUUGUUGGCGCCUUGACCCAAGCUCUGGUCACUGCACUUCAAGAAACACCCGUUCAAGAUGUCUCGUGGAGAACCACCUUGCUCAGAGUACGCGAACUCGUGAACUUGGAGUUUCCUCAUCAGCAUCCUCGCGUUGAAGGGCCCAACACGCGUUUCCUUUUUUCGACGAAGGUAAGCGAGGCCAAGUCCCACAGUAUCAAGAUGCAGAAUGGACUGCCGAUCAUCAGAGCUGGCAGGAUGGCGGGAGUGAAAGAAGGAAACGUGUAUACUGUCAUGCCUUUUGGAUACGAGGAGCCUGACGACACCAGCCGACUUUGUCGAGCCAGAGCCGUUCAUAUCGACGGUGUCCGAAGCCUGGUCAAGCUUUUUGAGCAGACGGGACCUAUUCCUUCCGAAGGAGCCUUGGCCUUCCUUGACACCAAGGCUCUGCACCGCUGGACAGUGGCUUAUUCAAAGGACAAUCAGGCAAUCCAUGACAGACUUGAGCAUUCGAAAUACCUCCGCCCGCAUUCCCCGGAUGACUACGAAAAGCCCCUUAUUCGAAUCGUUCAAGAGGAUGGAGCGCUUUGUGCAUAUGACACGGAUGGGACGCUUCUCAUGUCCAGACCAGUCAGCAAAGACAAUCAUGCACUUGCUGCUCGAGAAGUUGUCAAAGGUGCAGAAAGAUAUGCGCGAGGGCAUCACUUACUCACCCUUCAGGGAGGGAGCGGGCCAGAGGCAUUCCAGCAUGAUCUUCAUAUCACUACUGGGCUUGUUCAGAGUGGACAGGCUGUUGAACUGCCAAGUGAUGGCAACGCCGUUCUCACGGAAGGCGACAGGAUCUACAUGGCUUUGCACAACCGCGGGCAUCACGUCGUCUACGUCUCCGUCUUCGAUAUCAGUCCCGCAGGCGAAAUCUGCCUGAUAUCGGCUCAAGGAGAGACAGGGAUUCCAAUCGCACCAGGGCAGACAUCCAGAAUCGGCGAGAGCACUUUCUCAAUCUUGACAGGCUUGGGGAUUUUUUGGCCAGAAUCUAUCCCGAGACGUGGGAGACUGAGUGAGACACUCGUGUUCAUCAUCACCAGUGAUCCUGUGGACUUACGACAUCUCGAAGACCAAGGCACUGGGGCUCGGGGGUAUGACCAGGAUAGAUCACAGCUGGAGUUCAUUACGCAUCACUUGGCUGUUGGAGGAGGCCGACCGGUGCAACCUCAGCGUGAUCUCGCGCCUGUUCAGUACGACGUGAUUCGAUUCCCCUUCUCGCUUGACUCAGUCGCACAAGGCUAG